UUCGAAAUGUGGCCGUCUCACCUUCUAGAUUCGAACAGACGGUGGGCCAUCAGAAAAAAUAUAACCGGAGAAGAUGAAUUGGAACAUAAUCCGAAGAGACAGAAAUUGGAAAAUUUGAGGAGUAUGCAGGAAUCUGAUAUUUCAGCUCAUCAAUAUAGUGGCCCUCUCAAUCCAUACCAGUCAAACCACAAUAUCCCCCUCAAUAUCACGGAACAACCGCAGGCUAAGAAUUUAUUGGAUUCGCCGUCCCCAUUGAAUCCUGAAAAAGAUCCGAUGAAUUUGGACAGCGAUGAAAUAAAGAUGUUAGCGAGCAAUGUGGACCCACAAUGUCCGUUGCCGGAGCUUCAACUGUCUUCAAGGAUUUCCGACGAUGACGAUAUGAAGGACUCAUUGACUAAGCUGACUAACCUGUCGUUGAACCAGUUCGAUUGAGAAGUUUCACAGCGAGAAACCGAUUAAAUAUCUGGAAAUGAAGAUCAAUUGAGGACUUCUGAUCAAGUCAAAUUUGACCCUUGCACUCUCAGACUGAAAAACUAGUUAUUCUUCUAAGACAAUAGCUUGAAUAUACCUUAUCAGAUAAUGAUUUCUUUUGGAGCACAUUUAUUUUUCAUGCUGGCUACUCUGUGCGCCUAUUUGUCAUAAUUGUCACUUGUCACAUUUAGACAAUGUUUCUAUUGUACAUUUUUGCUGUUUGAAAGCAGUUUAGAUAAUAUCGUUCAUAUCAAUAAGGAUUUUUUUGUACACAUCUAUUUUUCCUGAGUCGAUUGUUCUAUGUAUUUGUUAUUAGUGUCACUUGUCAUAUGUGUUUUGUCUUUCAAUGUGUAGCCAACUCAGAAAAAAAAAGUGUUCCUAGCAGUGGCGCAAUGAUAAAUAUGGAUUGGCUAGCAACUAAAAUAAGAAGGCCAAAACGUGUGUGAAUCGCAGGGGGAAUAUAUGAAACAGUGACGUCACGCCCAGUCGAAAUUAUCAUGUUUAUGGCUCCUAAGGAAAUCCUUAUCUGACGUGGUCUAGUGAUAAAGUAAAACUAUUAUUAGAUGAGUAUUUCUGUGAUAGUCUUGCAUCUAAGAUGAUUUAGACAAUAUUUUUAAUUUUCCUGA
Leptinotarsa decemlineata (Colorado potato beetle) is the source of this 1097-nucleotide messenger RNA. RefSeq lists its product as uncharacterized. Gene Ontology annotation, cellular component: cytoplasm; nucleus. Gene Ontology annotation, molecular function: DNA-binding transcription factor activity, RNA polymerase II-specific; RNA polymerase II cis-regulatory region sequence-specific DNA binding. The record is from RefSeq and is a predicted model, not a curated record. Gene Ontology annotation, biological process: inflammatory response; innate immune response; response to cytokine. Lineage: Eukaryota; Metazoa; Arthropoda; Insecta; Coleoptera; Chrysomelidae.